GCAAUCGCAAAGAAGAAACAAAAAUACUUCUGUAUUUGAUGAACAGUUAUUUUAAUGCUUUAUAAAUGGCUUUGCUACGAGAUGCUGCUCGUGAAGCGUCUCAAAGUCUUCCUUCCAUCGGGCUUAUUGGUACAGGAUACGAGAUUCGAUGCGUUGUACCCGUGCUUCGUUCUCUUGGCUUUACUAUUGCGGCUGCAUGGGGGAAUAAUGCAGUCAAAGUGAAAAGUAUGGCAGAAUGUUUGAAUAUUCCUUUCUACACAACAAAAAUCGACGACCUUCUCGUGCGAAACGAAGUAGAUCUUGUUUGCGUGUUUUGCCCGCUUCAUCAGAGGGCGGAUGCCACAGUUAAGGCUUUGUUGAUUGGCAAUGUCUUGUGUGAAGGACCUGCUGGCUUGGACAGGUAUGAUGCCCAAAGGAUGGUGGAUGCAUCGCAAUAUUAUCCCAAACUUUUGUCCCUAAUAGCUUACAACCUUAGGUACUUACCAGCAUUUGUAAAAAUGCGAGAGUUGAUUUCAGAAGGAUAUUGUGGUGAACUUGCCAUAUUUGACUGUCGAUUGGAGAUGGGGUCGUUGCUUGGCGACAAUUACAACUGGUUAUGUGACCAUGUCACAGGAGGUGGUGUCCUGAAUAUACGAGGCAGCCACUUCAUUGAUCUGUCUCAAUAUCUCACUGGUCAAAAGGCAGUCGAGGUUCACGGUGUUUUGAAAACUUUCAACAAACACACGGAGAAGAUAAAUGGUUUCCGACACAUAACCAGCGAUGAUUUCACUUGCUUUCAAAUGAAAUUGGAAAAAGGUUGUUUUGCGAAUGUUUCACUGAAUACCUUGAUGCCCGGAAAAUUCCAACAAGAAGUGACAGUAGCUGGUACUAAAGGUCGACUUGUUGUACGAAAUGGUGAUCUGUAUGGCAUGAGUAUGGACCAAUCAUCUGAGGAGAAACUGCUGUACAAAGAAACUGGACGUGCGCAUGCACUUCCUAAUAUUGAAAAUCCACCUGCUGACAUCGAUAUGUUAGCAUUUGAGGCAUGGCUUCAAGAUGUAAAAAAAUCAUUCCUAUGUUUCCAGGACCAUCGAAGUUCUAACCUUGAUGUUGUAGCAAAAGCAGCUAAAUUUGAUGAUGGUUUCUAUGUCAGAGCUGUUUUGGAUGCUAUCAUCCAAUCAAACAACACGCAGGAAUGGGUGAAAGUGGUCCUGGAGCGGCCAAAUGUUAACAAGCAAAAACAAUUUUAGAGCAAUGGGGUAAAGAAACAUGCCAGCACAGGGCAAUUGGAUAUUUUUAGUUAUUUAAAUAUACUUGCACAAAUGUACAUGUUGUAAAAAGCAUUCAUUAUCUACGAUGACAUUAAAUUAUCAUGUUUAUUCCAAUA
This is a messenger RNA of Xenia sp. Carnegie-2017, 1366 nucleotides long. RefSeq names its product glucose-fructose oxidoreductase domain-containing protein 2-like. Lineage: Eukaryota; Metazoa; Cnidaria; Anthozoa; Malacalcyonacea; Xeniidae. Gene Ontology annotation, molecular function: nucleotide binding. The record is from RefSeq and is a predicted model, not a curated record.